AUGAUGCUGGGUGUGCUGUCUGCUGCAUCCAAAUCUUGGCAAAAUAGAGUUGAUGCCAUGCUGGACUACCAAUAUCAUCCCAACAAUUUUGCCCUCGUACACUGUGUGGUCCCUGUCGCUACCCAGAUGGAAGCGUCUCUCUUAUCAUCCUCUCCGUCCAUGACUAUUGCCGCUCCCCAUACUCCUUCACGCACCGCUGAUUCGUCCGAGUAUGCUCUGAUUUCUCCGCCCACUGUCAGUUCUUCGUGGCGCUGGACGAGAGCGGCGGAGCGGAGACACCGAGACCUUCUCUGCAUACUUGGCAAUAAGCUUCAAAACAAAGGUUUUCCCCAAAUCACAGAACUCCCAUCCAACCUUCGGGUUCUCGUUACCUCUCGUCCACUUCAUGAUAUCGAAGGUGCAUUUCACGGUGCUCAGCAUAUUCUACGGUUAUCCAUGGAUGAAAUUCCAGCGGCAGUGGCGGAACAUGACAUCAGCAUUUUUGUAUCUGACAAGCUACAAGGGCUGCCGCGUUUUGGGCGCCAAGAGUUUGCAAAACUCGCUGCGAAAGCUGAUGGAUUUUUCGAGUGGGCACGUCUUGCAUGCGAAUACAUCAAGGAAGAUCUUCCCGGCGUAAACCCAAUGUUUCGCUUUGAAACUCUCGUGAACCGCGAUCUUGGGAAAUGGACGAACAAGUUGUAUGAUAUGUAUCGGCGUAUUUUGGCAGAAAUCUGGCCACGACAUUGGUAUGGCGAUGUCGAGUAUCAGGAAGCACUGGUGGGGUUUCGUGCCGAGAUGGGACAAAUACUCAGCCCGGCCGAACCGCUCCCAUUCGAUUCCUUCAACGCCAUGCGGAACUAUUUUCCAAACCAAACAAACAUUACAAGCUGGACAUUAUACAACAAAUGGGAUCCCGCCUCAGCGGAGCUCCUUACAGGCAAAUCAUUCAGCGGAGACUUUUUCAUUGAGGCGACGAAGGCGCAACACCACGACUUGGCGUUGGCGUCAUUUCAAGUAAUGGAACAUGGCCUUCGUUUCAAUUUAGAGUCAUCAUACCUCCCUAAUCGCGAUGACAGCUGGUCGAGUUGCCGAGAUACAUGA
Suillus bovinus is the source of this 1080-nucleotide messenger RNA. RefSeq lists its product as uncharacterized. The coding region runs from base 1 to 1080 and encodes 359 amino acids. The transcript has 5 exons. The record is from RefSeq and is a predicted model, not a curated record. Lineage: Eukaryota; Fungi; Basidiomycota; Agaricomycetes; Boletales; Suillaceae.